Messenger RNA from Hippocampus comes (tiger tail seahorse), 1583 nucleotides. It is a transcript of the gene inka1b, whose product is annotated as inka box actin regulator 1b. The transcript is spliced from 3 exons. NCBI's taxonomy places the organism in Eukaryota, Metazoa, Chordata, Actinopteri, Syngnathiformes, Syngnathidae. Gene Ontology annotation, molecular function: protein serine/threonine kinase inhibitor activity; protein kinase binding. Gene Ontology annotation, cellular component: nucleus. The coding region runs from base 153 to 1091 and encodes 312 amino acids. The record is from RefSeq and is a predicted model, not a curated record.
AUGUUGAGCACAAGAGUGAGGACUCAGCAGCCACAGCAUCAUCUUAAGUCAAAUAUAAAUGAAAAAUGAGGAGUUGUUGUUGUUUUUUUGCUGGGAGCCAAAUGCCAAGAACACUUAAGACAUUUUAACUUCACUGCAGACACUUCCAAGCAAUGCUGUGUAAGGGCGAUUCCAGCGAGUGCUUCCAGAACCGCGCGCAACGCAUGAUGCCUUCCCUGCAGGACCUGAAGCAGCCGAGCAGGCCGAGGCCCCUCAGCGAACCGUGCGACCGCUCCUUUGCCGUGAAACGCCUCUGUAAGCAGAAGGCCCAGCAGGAGCGACUCUCGAACCAGCGCGUGUCCCAAGCCAGCGAGGCCAACACUUACGACUCGGCCUGCUGUCUAGCCAACCCGUUGGAGGAAGAAGGAGAAGAAGAAUCCGACGGAUGCUUGGCUCAAAGCCCGCCCACCAGUGAAAAGAGCCUGGACCUUGACUCUGGCUACUCGGAGGCCUCUUGGCAUGAUGAAGGUGUUGUUCUGAGAAGGACAAGAAAUGUGCGCAUUUCCUCUUCGGCUUGCCUCCGUACAAACAUGGGACCGACAAGUCGGAUCCGACCCAAAUCCACCUCGGACGCUUGCUUGGAGCGCUGGACUUCCUUUGAGGCCAGCGACCCAGAGGACUGGACGACAGCCCUGCUGAGCAGAAGCAGGAACAGACAGCCUCUGGUUCUUGGGGACAACAGCUUUGCAGACCUAAUUAAGAACUGGAUGGACCUACCGGAGUGUCCAGAACCUGCAGAACUCAAGCCAAGUGCUGGUCGGCGUCUCGCCAAGGACAUUCUGGUCAACAUGAAGCGGCGACUGGCCGGGAUGUCUAAAAGCGUAGAAACGAACCAGAAACCGGCAGAGUCCGCUCGAGGGAACAGGGCUGCCGAGGCUCCGAAACGAUUGUCCUGCCCUGUGGGACACCAGUUGCUCAAACCUUUCUUCCACCAGUCGCACACGGGCUUGCAUGCCAUCGACUCGGACUUCUACCACUUCACCGCCACUUCACUCAUGAAGACUGGCAGCCGACAGCCCAUAAUAUGCAACGACAUCAUUGGCUACAUUUGACUCUAUACAAUGGAUUUUUUUUUUUUUGUCCAGAGUAUCAACCCAAAUAAAACUCCUUGAUAUUUAAUUUUUUUUGUAAAUAAUCUGUAAACUGUUUCUUAAUCCUUUCAAGCACAAUUCUUUACCCUGUAGAAGCAAUAUGACUGGCAUACAGUCCAGGGUAGCCUUUGCAGUAUUUUUCCUUCUGUAAUAGCACUGAUUUCUUUCAUGAUGCUCUCGCGGCACUGUUGGUAUCACCUUGCUACUUGGAUGGCAUCUGAGGAUGACCAGAGGCUGUGAUGUAAGAAUCGACAUGAUCAUGCUCACUCUUGUCUGUUUGUAGUAUUUUGUCUCUGCAGAAUAACAUUUGCCAAUACAUUGCAAUCAUUCCCUUUUGAGGGAAUUACACAUUGCGGUAUGCAGUGGAACUUCCAGAGUGAAACACAAUUCAUUCCAGUCGACCUGGAGUUUGUUCUCAUUCCAAAAUAAACAAAAUAGUCAGAGAAGAAAAAA